AAUUCACCAAAAUGAUAAAAAUUAAACAUAUGUUUGUUUUUCAUUUAGUUGACUAUGUUGUACCUAUUCUCUGUCUAAUGUUUAUGUGCUUUAAUUGUAGGAUGUUAUUAAUGUUAUUAUAAUUUUAAUUAAAAAAUGUGAAAAAUUAAAAAAAUUGUAUCGUAUUCAAUUAAAUUUCAGAAGAUAAUAGUUGUUUUACUUGUAUAAUAUAACUACAUUGGAUUUUAAUGAUUGAUUAAUAACUGUAAUAAAUGUUUUUGUAUGAGUAAUUUUUUUACUAGAUAUACAGUAUUGAAAUAUCCAUAUCUAUGAAAUAUGAAUCAACAAACAGAAAACCAUAUCAUGGUUAGUAUUAUUUAAGUUUUGAAUAGAAUGAUUAGGCAUUAUGUAUUUCUUACUUAGUUUAUGAGCUAAAAAUAUGAAAAUUAAUAUUUUAAUAUUCCACAAUGGGUAUUAUUGUACUAUUUGCUACAAGUAUGAAUGUAUUGUUUUUUUUGGUCUGUAUGAUUGAUUUUAUAAAACAACAUAACUGUAGUAAAUUAAAUCUUGUUAAACAUCAAAAUUAGGCUGUUGAUUUUGUUAUUCAGUAAUGAAAAGAAGUGGUGUCCAUUGUAUCUUCCCAUUUUAAAUAAUAAAGUACAAUAAAAUACAACUGUUUAGAUUUUUCUGUUAGGUACACUCUUAAGUAAUGAUAAUUUUUAAGUAUUUGUUUUACAUAAAUUAUGUUUAAAUAAAAACAUAUUACCACAUCACAAUGAAUAUUAAUAUUAUGUUAGUUCAAUUUCUUCACUAUUAGUCCCAAGAUUUGAGGUCAGACACCCCAACUCUCAACUUUCACUUAGCUUCAUCCCCUCAUUCCUUUACACAUGCUGUUAAUUUCAUAUUGCUAUCACAUCCAAUUAACCUCUUUAGGUUCACCUCUUAUUCUCUCUUCUAUUACAUACAUUUUCUACAUUAUUUUUACUGUCUGUUAUUUUCAUUAUUGCAUUUUAUCUUUCAUUUUGUCAAUUCAUGAUGAUAGUCUUAUAAUUUUAGGUUAGAUGAAUAAUAAUUAUACUAAUGCCAAAAAUAAAAAAUUAUAAAUUAGUACUAUAAAUAUGAAUAACAUUAAUUUAUGUAGGACAUUCCUCCUCCUGUGUAUUCAAAUGUUGCGACUACUAAUCAAACAGAUGCAUCAGAAAAUGAGAACACUGAAGUUAUCCAAACAAUUCCUGUGCAUCCACCAGUAUCAUCUCAAGUAAUUUCUUACAAUUUUUGAUACUUAAAAUAAUGAAUUUAAUGUCUUUUUUUUUUAUUUAUUAGAAUUACGCUUUGCAACCCCCUAGAUUAGACUAUUCUGCUCCUCCCCCUUAUGAAGACGGCAACCCAGAUUUUGUAAAGCUACCAACUUAUGAAGAAGUACAACUGGAAAAACGUUUGGAAGGAGAAAUGUCUCCUAGAUUGCCAGUAAUUGUUAUUUAUUCUAGUUUUAAAAUCCCACUUUUACUAUUAAAAAUGUAUUUUUCAGGGAAGAGUUGUUGGAGGACCACCUAGUAUUGGGACAUUACCGCAAGAAGUAAUUACAUAAUAUUUUUCUAUAUAAUUAUUUAAAUUUUAUGCUUAAUUUAAAAUUAUCAUUUUAAAAAUUAUAUAUUUUAAUUAAUUCAUAUGUAUGAUUGACAUAUUUGUUUAAACCAAUAUUAGCAUAUACAACAUGUUAAAAACAAUUAAAAAUAAAUGCAUUUUUAUUUUGCUUCAAUAUUUAUACAUAUAUAUAAAUAUAACAAAAUCUUUCAUAACAGAUAAAUAUUAUUAGAAUGGUAGAUUUAUUUAAUAGAAUGUAGUAGAACUAAACCACAAUAACAUGAAUGCUGAAUAGUAUAAUUUUAGUUUACGAUUAGAGAAAUAUAAUUUAUAUACAGCAACAAUUAUUAUUAUAGAGAUAUUAACCAUUUUAUUUUAUAUUUUGUCAAUACUUAAAUAAAAAAAUAAGUAAUUAAACAAAGGAUAAAUCCAAAAAAAAAAGUUUUAUAAUUUCCAAAUUAUUUUGUGAAUAGAAAAUGAUUAAAAUUGAAGUAUAAUUUAAAAAAAAAAUGUGAAUUUCUACGAAAAAUAAUGAUAUAUCCUAGGUGCUAUGGUUUUGUUUUUUUAAUUGUUAUUACUAGAACCGGAAAUAAUAAUAAUAAAUAAAUGAAAAAAACUAAAAAUAUAGAAGUCUCACUUUUAUAGGUUGUUUGAGUCGAAAUGACACACCACCUUAUAAAGAUAAGAUAAAAACUGUAUCAGUCAUAAAUAGUACAAUUGGCAAUAUGUUAUGAAAAAUACCUAAAAUUUAUUAAAAACAAAUUAAUUUAGAUGCCUAAUAUUUCUAAUCACCUAAAUUUAAAUUAUCAAUUUGUAUAAAGUGUAAAAAUGCUCUAAAAAUUCAAAAUCAAAGUUUUCAUUUUUGAAAUAUCUGUUACAUGAAUCAAAUUAUAUACUUUAAAAGCAUUGAAAUUCAAACUCUAGUUAUUAUUUAUAUUACAUUCUGAUACCUUAAUUACUAAACCUGUCUUAUAUUCUUUGUAUUUUGAAAACUAGAAUAUUUUUAUGUUUUUAACCUUUGAGCGUCAUCUGAAAUGAAAGUAGUUGAGCAUUGUACAUUUUAUAACAUUCCUAAUAUGUUGUAAUAAUCGUACACAUAUUAAAUAUUAAUUCAUUUAUUCUUUUAUUAAUAAAUAUUAAUCUGAAUUUACUAAUACAUAUGAAUACUGGCAGUAGUAAAAAGAAAACAAUAUGUUCACUAAGUUUUUAAGAUUGAUAAGAUAAAAAUAGAAUAUAAUUUAAAACAAAUAAAUACAAAGGUUAACAUUAGUUUUUUUUUAUCUUGAUAACUUUUGACAAUAAUUGUAAAAUCUCUGAAUAAAUUAAACAAAUUGUAUCAAGAUCAAAAUUAAAGUUAUUGAGCUUAUAAGAAAUAUCAAUAUUUAUUGAUAUUGAAUGAUUUAUAAUUAGUUGAAAAUUUCCGAGUUAAAUUGAAAUAUUCAUAUAUAUAUUUUAACUUUGCAUUCUACUUUUCAUGUAUUAUUUACUAUAUAUAUUUUUUUAGAUGCCUGCACAAACAUUGACUGUUCUUACAAUUGAUGCAGCGCCUAACCCAUGUGAAAUUGACACUAAUUUAUUAGGCACAGAUUAUAUGUUUUUGACUGCUUUUUUGGGUACAAAUACAUUUUUUUUAUUAUUAUUAAUAAAUAAUAUUAUUUAUAUUUAUUACUUUCUAAUAAAACACAAUACAAAUUAUAUUAUUAAUAUAUUUUUUUUUAAUUGUUUUUCCAGUCGCGUUACUCUUCAAUUGGGUAGGUUUCUUGGUGUUAAUGUGUUUAUGUCAAACUGUUGCGGCUCGUUAUGGUGCACUUGCUGGAUUUGGAUUAUCAUUAGCUAAAUGGACAAUGAUAGUGAAACGUAAUACUGAAAUGGCAGAGCUAUCAUCAGAAAAUCAUUCAAAUACGUGGCUUUGGUGGUUAGUUAUGGCAUUUGGAUUUUUAAUUUGUAUUCGUGCUGUUAUACAAUAUAUGAAUAUAAAACGUGGUUGGAGAUUGCUCAGUGUUCCUGCCCAAGAACGAGUUUUAUAUUUUUAUUGAGUUUAAGGUCUGAUGAUUAAGAGUUUGAAAUGUUUGUAAAUUACAGUAUUUAUAUUUAUUUUGUAAGUCAUAUGAAUAUCAUUAGAAUUGGUUAAAAUUAAAAUAAAUAAACCACCCUUAAUAUAGAAUAAAAUACAUUUAUUUAUAAAUAACCAUUAAUUAAGGCUCAAGACUUAUCAUUUUAUAUUUUUACUAUUCAAAUAGUAUAGGUAGUAACAGUUUAAUUAAUUAAUUAAGUUAAUUUUUUAAAGACAUUUAAAUAACACAGAAAAUUAAAAAUGGAAAUUAAAUUAUAAAGUACAUGUUUUAUUUAAAUAUUUUUAAAUUACAAAACUUAGCAUUAAUAUUUCUAAAUGCUGGGAGUCUUGAGCCUUAUUAUAGUAAUCGCAAUUAUUGUAGAUAUAUAAAAAAAAAUAAUUACCAUGCAUUUUGCUAUUCUGUAGAAAAAAAAAUAUUUAUUAUACAAUAAUUAUUAAUAAUAAUUGUAAGCACUGUGUUUAAUGAUAUUUGAUUUUUUUUAUUUUAAACAGUUAAAAUUAAAUGUAUAUGUAAAUCAUUACUUUUAGUCAUUUUAAUAAUAGUAUUGAGCUAUUUUUCACUUAAUUUAUUGAGUUUACUUAAAUCAAUUAUUAAUGAUCACAAUUCAUUUUUGCAUACGCUUAAUAUUUCAAACAAACAUUUGUUUCUAUCCUUUUUUUUUUUGGAUUUAUUAAAAAACUUAUAAUUCAAAUUUUUUAUUUCUAUAUUAUCAUUACAUAGGCACUUAUAAGGAAAACUUUUUGGGUCGUUUAUAAGUGAAAAAAAAAACUUAAAGCCCAAAUUUAAUAAUUUCAUUUCUCAAAACUUAGUUUUAUAAGUCCAAUUAAGAAAAUCUGGGUUCUUUUUACGAUUCUGCCAAAUAUCAAGCGUUCAAAAUUAUUAGGACUGUAUUAUUUUUUUGUAAUUAUAUAUGAGCUGAUCUUAUUUUUGAAUGCACAAUAAUUAGUCUAAACAUUGUUACAUACAACUAUUUUAAAUAGACAUAUUAACAUUGUGUUUAUUUUAAGAGAACAAAUAUAACAUGUCUGAACAUACAAUAUUUGGCAAUACUAAUAAAUAAAAUUUUAGAUAAUUAUAAUAAUAAUGUAUCCAUAAAAUACUCGUAUGUCCAUAUUAAAAUAUAAUAACAAAUAAUUGCGUGGUUAUAUGUACAUCAUAUCAAGUUCAUAUUUAGGUGAAAAAUUAAAUUUGAAAAAUGUAUAACUUUAAAUGGCUUUCUGAAUAAUAUAGUAUUUAUGAUGAAUAAUAUUAUUUGGCCUUUAAACCAUAUACGAGUUAAAAAUCCUUUUUUUUUUUAUUUUCUUAAAGUUUGGGCCCCUAUAUCUCUAAUCAUGUUUUUCAGUUUUUUGUUGGAACAGUACAUUGUAUACUAAACAAGCAAUUUUUUUUAAGAAAAAUGAUAAAAUCAGGAAUUAAAAAUUAUAUUUAAAUAAAAUAGGAAUCAAAAACUAAUAUUUUUUAGUUUAAACUUCAAUAUCUAUUAUUCAAAUGUACUUAUCCAAUUAAUACUUAUUUGUUAGUACUUGGGAGGUCAUAAAUUCCACCUAUCAAUUUCUGUGAUUAAUAGUUUUUUUUUUUUUUAUUAUUAUUUUUGUGUAAAGUGUAAUUUAUUAUUUAGUUUUUUUUUAAUUGUAAUAACAUUUUAUAAUAUUCACAUAUAUUAAAUUUUUACAUAUUUCAAAGUUUAACUAUCUCCAAUUAAAAAUUUAAUAUUUCAGCAUUAAAUAUAAUGGGAUUUUACUAUAUAAUCUUUUACUAACAAAUUUUUAAAAUUAUAUUAAUUAAAUAUUUAGGAUAGCUUGUUACGGAAAUAAUUAGAAAAUGUUAAUAUUACAAUACAGUUCUUAUUUAUAAUCAAAUAAAGUAUAGGUAUUACAUAUUUUUUCAUUGGAAUGAUUAUUGUAUUUUUGUUAAAGUAUGUUUUUAAAUUAUAAAUAUUUUAGUUAUUUUAAUUUUUUCUUCUCUUUUUCUAUUAUUUUUAAUCAAUUAAUUUGUUAUAAAACAUACCAGUUGUUUAGAUUUUUCAUAUUAUGAUUAAUAACUUUGUAAAUCAUAAUACAAGUACUUAAGUAAUUAAUAAUUUGGCUCAUAAAUUAAUAAUCUGACAAAAAUGAUCUGAAGUGUUACAUAGAUGUACAAAAUAAUCUGUUGUUAAUAUUAUGCACAUGUUAUGUACUCAAAUAAAAAAAUGAAUUUUUUUAUGUUAUUUAUAUUAUUAAAUCUGUCUAUGUACAACUACUCUAUUAUUUUAUAUUUAUUUUGUUUUUAUUAUUAAGAUUUUUUUUUAUAAUAUAUAUUGUGGUUUAUUAUUAUUAACUUAAUUUUUCAUAGUUGUGUACUUGAUUAUAAUUUUAUAAGUAACAAAUAACUUGGGAUACUUUUGCCUGAUAAUAUAUAUAUAUAUUAUCAGUAAAAAUAAUAUUUUAUUGUAUAUCCCUGUUAGAUUGCUGUUUACGCUUGUAAUACACUUUUUAAACACAUUUAAUUUGUAAACACUCACAUGAGUUAAAUUAAAUUAUUUAAGAACAUCUAUAACUAUUAUUUUAUAUUUAUACAUAUUGUAUUAUUCUCACAUUUAAUAUUGGUGAUCUUUGCUACAUUUUGAAAAUAUAGUAUUAACACUAUAUAAAAUAAUAUUAUGAAAUGUUUAAUUAUUUGUAAGAUUUAUUUUUAGUAGGAAAACAAUAAAAGUUUAGAACAUCAACAUUGUUUAUUCAUUUGAUUAGUAAUAUUAUACAACAGUGAUAGAACUUAAUAAUAAGGUUAAUUUAUAAGAUUCAAUUUAUUACAAAGUAAACUUACAAACUUAAGAAAUCAUAUAAUUUAGUAAUGUAAACCAUUCCUAAAAAGCAUUACCUGUGUUUCGAUUGGAUUUCAAAUUACUUAGAAACAUAAUUACAAGUAUGAAAUUAGCCAUAGAUAAAUAUAUUUUUUUAUAUUUGUAUAUUAUAUGAUUGCUUGAGAUCAGAAACUCAGAACUUGUUAAGUACAGUAGACGAAAUUCAUGUUACCACUAUUAGGUUGAUGCUGUAGUACGCUUUUAUAAUUUGUAUUAUGCUAUCAUUAAGUACAUGCAGAUAUACUUAGUAUGUAAGUAAAUAAAAUUAUUAUGUGUAUACAUUAAGCUAAAUUAGCUUUAUUACAAAAAAUAGUUACCUACUCUACAGCUAAAUUAAAUGUUUCAACAUCAUUAAAGUGUUCGUUUAUGGACAUUAUGAAAGCCUCUUCUUGUGGAUCUAUCUUUUUCUUUUGUUUAGGUUUUCUACAUUUUUUUGCUAUUUUAAUAUCUAUUUCUUUUGUUUCUUCUUUAUCUUCAAACAUACUCUUAUUGCUUCUUUUCUUUCCGGGAUAUGAUCGUCUUGGUGGCUUAUCAAAUCUGAGUUCCACAUCUGCAUCAAUUUCAGCUAAUAAAUCAGAAAUGUUUGUACAGUUUUUGCUUUCAGAUUCAUCAGUUAAAGUUGUCCAUUUAUCAUCAGAAUCGUUUAUUAUCGUAGUACUUAUAUUAGUUAUAUUAUCAUCAAUUUCCGUAAACUCUUCUUCUGGGUCACUAUAAAAUAGUUUUGGUGAUCGAUUAUGCUUAUAAUUCUCUUUUAUUACUGCUAUUUUAGAUGUAUGUUGUUUAUCGAUUUUUACAUCCAAUUUUUUAUUUUGAUCCUGUUUAUUACUUAUCACACUUAUAUUUAAACUAUUGUUGUCUUUCAAAAUUCUUUUUGAAUUUUUAAUUGAUUUCCACGGAGUUGAUGACAAUUGAGGUGGUUCAAAAUUUUCUGCAUCGAGAAUGGAAAUAUCAUUAAUAUAAGCUAAUUUUUUCUUGCGAGUCAUUGAUUUAUCUUUUGCAGUUCGACUCAUUUUGAUUAUAUUUAUUUUUAAAUAAUGAAAUCUGAAAU
This is a messenger RNA of Cinara cedri, 7525 nucleotides long. Lineage: Eukaryota; Metazoa; Arthropoda; Insecta; Hemiptera; Aphididae. The record is from the annotation of a GenBank genome assembly.